This is a messenger RNA of Porites lobata, 759 nucleotides long. NCBI's taxonomy places the organism in Eukaryota, Metazoa, Cnidaria, Anthozoa, Scleractinia, Poritidae. The record is from the annotation of a GenBank genome assembly.
AUGCAUUUAAAAAAAAAUAAAGUUCCACCAUUUGCUGCUGUUAAUGGGAUGCAAUUUCAAACUAAACCGCCAUUUUUGGACUUAAAUGAGUUAGAAUGGAGAUUACUUGCCCCACGAUUAGCAUUUGUAAAACUAAUGCAGGCUCCAAGAGGAAAUCAAUUGAAAAUAAAUGGAAAUAUUGUUAAUGUACCAGCAGAUGUCAGUAGCACAGUCAACCUACUACCUAGGUUAGAAAAUGAAACUGGAACAAUUAAAGUACAGUUGAAAAGAAAAUUGCAAUAUAAGAGUUUUGCAUUAUCGUUGAAUGUAAGACCGCAUAAAGUGGUGCAAGCAGCCGAUUGGCUUAUCACUAAUAGUGAUCUUUACAAAGAAGAGGGAAUAAUUGUUAACUGUGACUGGCAAUCAAAUUUUGUUGAGAAUAUUUCGAGAACUCAAGAUAAGCCUCACAACAAGUCUUUAGAAAAUAGUGACAAUGUGAUCACAUGCAAUUCUGAAAAUAAAACUGCAGAUAAUCAGUUAUUAUGUAUAAAUGAGAAUAAUUGGAGUGAGGAUGAAGAUGAAAUACCAGCAGGAGUUACAGACACCAUGUUAACAGCUACUGACUUUCUAGACGAAAACGAACGCGCGAAUAUUCUUAAUGUUGCACCAGCUGAAGGCUCUACUCCUCUUAGUAUUUUUAGAGACAAAUUUUCUGAGGAAUUAGCAUACCCUGGUAUAUUUUUAGGUCAAAAACGAACUGAAAAUGACAAACGACUAGUA